GGCGAGCUGGAUCGCACACGAGGGCGCCCAGGCUCGCCAGCGCUUUGCGUGAGUGGAGGCCGCCUCGCCGCCAUGUACCACCCCACCCACCACGCCACCCGCACGGAUCGCCUCUCUCCGCCUGCCGGCCUGGGAGGCGCGAAGCAGCAGCUCCUUGGCGGCCCUUCGGGCGGAGCAGGUGGAUGCGGGGCGCGAGCCCACGGGGGGAUGGUCAAGGAGCCGCCGUUGCCUCGCAGCAGCGCCGUCUUCGGAUCGGGUCGCAUGCCGCCUGCGCCAGCCACAGCCGCGGCGCUCUCGUUGGACGACUCGGAUCUCGCCAGCGUCGUCAGCGAGAGCUGGACCAAAUGCGCAGCGUCGCGCCGCCUCGCCUCCGUGGCCCCUUCCGCACUGCCCGGCCAAGGCUUGCCGCAGUCCGCAGCGAACGCGUCGUCCGCGCCCUCCGCCACCACGCCGUCGGGCUUGCCCGGGUCGCUUUCGUCUGGCAGCCGUUGCGGCCGUUUCGCAGCGUGGGGGUGCGCCGAUCCACUCUUCGCGUUCGAGCGCGGCGCGCUGCUGAUGGGAGAGAGCGGAAUAUCUCACGCUGCAGAAACUCCGUUCCCCGCGCGUCUCCCGCGCGUCCAUCUUUCCGCGCAGGCGUCGGCGGGACAUGGUGUGGCGCGCGGAAGCAGCGCGAGCAGCAUUAGCACGAGCUGCCAGCACUCGGCGCUCCACCAGCGGCCGUUCUCGCCAUCCGCCACGCCGGAGCACGUCGCGGACUGCUUAGAGCGCACGGCGGACAGCGUGGGCGCGCGCCAGGGGCAAUGGGGAACGGCUGAAGCGCGUGACGAUAGAGUUGGAGCGGGUGGCGGAAGCAGCAGCUGCGGGAAGAGACGGUCGGCCGGCGCCCCGCCGAGCACAGUAGUCGUCGCCGCUAGCUCCGCGCACCCCGCGAACCACCAUCCCACCUCCGCCGCACACGCGGUGGCGUCAGCGGCGGUAGGGUGGGAGGAAGCAAAUGGGGAAGGCAUUGGGGAGGCAAUGGGAUGCUGGGCGGAAGGGAUGGGAGAAGCGGAGCGGGCGGAGGGCGCGCGCGCGGAGGACAUGGAGGAGGGCUUCGAGCUGUCGGAGUACCUCAGCCUGCCCGACGACCUGGCGUGGUGCGCGUGGCCCGCCUGCGACCAAGUCGCCGUCUCCCGCGCCGUCAACCCCGCCGGCAUGUCCGCCGGGCUAGAAGACGUCGCUGACCGGGCCGACGGGGGCAGCGACCCGCAGCCGAACAGCUUCUGCCGCGCGCACCAGGCGCUGACGUCAGAUGCGCGCGUGCGCGGCGGGUGUCUGAUGUCACUGCUAGCGCGUAUGGACGGCGACGGCAUGCACGCCCACCAGCCGCCCGCCUCCGCCCAGCUCUCCGCUCCCCGUUCCGCGCAUUCUCCCGCGCCCUUUACUGCGCCCAUCGCCACCGCCGAGUCGUCGCCGCGCCAGCCGCUCCAGCAGCGUUCGCCGCCACCCGCCGGCCGUACGGAUGCGGCUUGGGGCAACGAGGCGGUGGCGCUGCUGCAGCGCGCGGAAUCGGGGUCGGGACUCGGUGCGGGAACGGCGCCUGUGGCAGCGGAAAAGAGCGCCGUUGGGGCCGGGGCGCGCGGAGGCUUGCAGGCGGCGAUGGAUGGCGCGAGCGGCGAGGGGGCGGCGGCGGAAGGCUUGCUCUGGGCGGCGCUGCCAGACGGUGGGCGUGCGCGUUGUGCUUUCACGCUCGCUUUCCUCUCCACCUCUACAUUCAUCCAACAUCUUCCCGUCCCAUCUACCCCUCUCACCGCCUCCCAUCGCCCCGUCUUGCACAUCUCCCUCUCCGCAGCGUGGUUCCGCGGGCUGGAUGUGUGGGAGGAUGCACAGCACGGCGGUCGGCAGGGGGAUGAGCGACCCGCUCGCGUGUGGCAGGGCGCGCAUGCCCGCUGGGAUGGGGGGUUGGGGGAGGGAGAGGGGGAGGGUAGAGGAAUGGGCGCGAAGGGGCGAGCGCACGGGCGGGAUCUUAUGGCGGAGGGGGAGUGGGCGGAUGUAGGGGCGGCGGAUGGGAGCGGUGGGUGGAGUGAGGGUGAUGAGGAGAAGAUGCAGUGGCAGGUGGAGAAGCAUGAGGGCGUGCAGGGGGCGCAUGCAGCGUGCCUGUGCGGUCAAGGGGUAGCAGCAACGCCACGCGCAUCACCACAUGCAGCGGCGGCAGAGGCAGCAGCACGAGAUGGAGAAAGAGAGACACUGCCUGCAGUGCCUGCUGCUGCGCUACCCGCUGCUCCCUGGCCCGCCGCCUCCCCGCUUGCUGCUUCUCCCCACACACCCGAAUCUGCUGUUCCACUACACGCCUCGCCUGUAGCCGCGGGUGGUGGUGCGGACGGCCCAAGCAGCGCUGGAGCGGAGAGGCGUGAGAGGCGGCAGCGCAGCAGCAGAGCGGCUGCAACAGCAGCAGCAGCAGCGGGUGGGGCAAGCGCGGGAAGCGAGGCGGCAGCGAUUGAGGCACGGAAAGUGCGUGACGCGGCCACUGUGGGGGCACGUGCAGGAGGGGGGAGGGAGGGCAGUGGCGCAGUGGCAGCGGGCACAGGGCAGGGUCGUGGUGCAGCAGGAGUUGGUGGCGGGGCAGGCGCGCCCAGAUUCGUGCCGUAUCCCGUAUGGCAUCAACCCGCCGCUCCCCUCAUGGCCCCCAUGCUCUUCGUGCAACCGCCCUUUCACCCUCCAAGCUUGCCUUACCCGCCAGCAGGUGCGGUGUCAGCAGUGAUGGGUGCAAGCCUGCCAGUGCCCAUGCGCCCUCUCACUCACAGCCCCAGGUUGCUCUCCGCCCUCCCUGCUGCUCUUGCCACUCCACCCUCUGCGCCCGCCACCACCGCCGCUGCUGCUGCUGUGCCAUCCACAGCACCUGCUGCCCGUGCCCCAGCACCCGCCUCCUCUGCCCACGCAUCACCCAUGUUCGGGCUCGACCCCUCGCACAUGCACCACCCCCUCUUCCCACCCCCCCCUGCGCUGUACCCCGCGCCCCCCUCGCUGCACCCCACGUGUGCGGCGCGGUCCGCCGCGGCCCUGAUGAUGGCGGCGGCCACGGCCACGGCCAUGGCGCGGCGGCGCCACCUGCUGGGGCUGGCGGGCGAGCCCGUCAUGAAGAGGAAGCGCGGCCGCCAGAAGAAGCCGCCGCCUCGCAACGGCCCGUGCGGAGCCACCACGAACCUGAGGCGCAUUGUGCCCAGGGGGAAAGGGGAGGACGCACACGAUGAGGGGGGCGCCGGGGCAGAUGCGGCGGGUGAGGCACGAGGGGGUACAGGGGGCUGCAACGGCAAGGCUGCAGAUGGAAGUGGGCCGGGUGGGGGCUCAGGCUUGGUGGCAGGAGGGGCAGCCGCAGGGGUUGCGCAAGGACAAGCAGUCAGUGGUGGUGGUGGUGGCGGAGGGGGGAGGAUAGGAGCAGGCAAUGAGGGGCGUGUGCUCGUCAGCAGUGACACAGCAUGUGCAGCAGCAGGCAGCACUGGUGCGGAUGGAGGUGAACGGAUGGCUGCUGCUGCACGUGCAAUGCCCGCACCCAGCUGUGCCCCACCACCUGCACUCUCAUCGGCUGGGUCCCCAUCUUCCGGGACUCCACCUGCUGCACAAUUUGUAUCUCGCUUUCCCUCCACAGCCAGUGCAGCGACUGCUUCGGCGAGUGGAUGUGAAGGUAGGGUGCAUGGGGCAAGGCUGGUUUCAAGAAUAUUGGAGAUGGGGGGAGUGGAGGCAAAGGAUUGCACUGCUGGCGUGCAUCGUUGGAAGCUUGCUCAGGUGGAACAAUGA
Molecule: messenger RNA, 3774 nt
Organism: Closterium sp. Naga37s-1
Lineage: Eukaryota; Viridiplantae; Streptophyta; Zygnematophyceae; Desmidiales; Closteriaceae
Source: the annotation of a GenBank genome assembly